AUGCCUGCUGAAAUCAACGACAUUGCUAUGCGCGCCUCGGUGGCUGCCGUCAGCAAAGGGUCCAGCAUCCGCGUUUAUGAGUCGGAUGGCAAGAUUGGCUCUCCUGUUGCCGCAACUUCUCUCGGCCUGGACUUUAUCCGCGUCUACUAUAUCGGCGAGGACAACAAGGCGAGGGAGAUUUGCUACGACAAGCACGGUAGGCACUGGUACAACGGGGCUUUGAACGACAGGUUCAGGCUGGCGCCUUACUCUGGCUUGGCUGCCAUUUACCUCGAAGCACCCGAUGAUCAAAAAUUGAUUCGCAUCUACGGCCAGCUCGAGGACGACAAUACUAUUCAGGAAUGGUGCUAUGACACCAAGCAUGGUUGGACUCUCGGUUCUAAUAUAGGCGACGCCGUCCCGGGCUCCUCCAUAGCUGCUACUACCUGGGCCCAAUCACCACACCAGAUCCGCGUCUACGUGCAAGACGCGAACCUCAACAUCAUUGAAAAGGCCUACGAUGGCUCGCGUUGGCACACGGGCGGCCUACACAUCAAGGACGCAACGCCUCGCGCCGCAGUGGGCGUCACGUCGUGGACGGAGCACGGCAACGUGUCAAUCCGCCUCUACUACGGCUCCCCAGGCAACGUCAUCAAGGAAAAGGCCUGGGACCACGGCAAGGGCUGGUACGACGGCGACUUCUCACAGGGCUCAGUGCCUGCGUCCCACGUUGCCGCAACCCCCAAGCCCACGCUGCGCGUGUACAUUCAGAACGGCACAAAGUACACGGCCGUGACGGAAUUCGCCUGGGAGGGCCGGUGGGAUGUUGGCCAGCAGGCUCUGCCCCCGGCUUAA
Messenger RNA from Metarhizium acridum CQMa 102, 834 nucleotides. NCBI's taxonomy places the organism in Eukaryota, Fungi, Ascomycota, Sordariomycetes, Hypocreales, Clavicipitaceae. The record is from RefSeq and is a predicted model, not a curated record.